Hyposmocoma kahamanoa is the source of this 711-nucleotide messenger RNA. It is a transcript of the gene CPG6, whose product is annotated as glycine-rich protein-like. The record is from RefSeq and is a predicted model, not a curated record. The transcript has 4 exons. Bases 1 to 498 code for a protein of 165 amino acids. NCBI's taxonomy places the organism in Eukaryota, Metazoa, Arthropoda, Insecta, Lepidoptera, Cosmopterigidae.
AUGAAGUUCUUGGUCGUAGCCGCCCUUGCCAUUGCCGCAGUAUGUGCCGAGGAAGCUAAGAAGACGGAAAAACGUGGCCUGGCCGGUCUUGGCUACGGCGGCCUGGGCUACGGCGGACAAGGCCUGGGCUAUGGAGGCUUAGGAUACGGAGGUGGACUGGGCUACGGUGGAUAUGGCGGAUAUGGUGGUUAUGCUGGCUAUCCUGGUGCCGUAAGCAAAGUAGCGUACACCACACACCACGGUCUCGGCGGAUACGGCGGAUAUGGUGGAUAUGGUGGUUACGGAUACAGCGGCCUGGGUGGUUACGGCGGUCACGGUGGUUAUGGCGGACACGGAUACUAUGCCGCUCCCGCUGUGAGCUACGCUAGCAACAUCGGAUACAGCGGUUACGGUGGCUACGGCGGUGGUUAUGGCGGAUACGGUGGAUAUGGCGGAUACGGCGGACAUGGCUUGGGCUAUGGCGGUUACGGACACGGUCUCGGAUACGGCCUUCACUAAUUUUAAAAUACGUUAUCAAAUCCCUAAUAUAUUCUUUAAUGAUAUACUCGAAUAUGGAAUUGUGAUAAUAAUUAACUGCCAAUGUUUAUUAAGUUACCCAAAUCCUUAUAAAAAAAACUGAGUUACACAUUUUUUUUUCAUAUUAUUUUGAAUGCGACAUAAAUAUUGCCGAAUAUUUUAUAAGCAACGAAUUUUUUGCCGAAGAGUCUUUGU